AUGAGUUCGUCGGCCCAACCAGCGGAAGAACGGGACCGCCACGCCCCGACAGGAAACGUCUGCCUGGGAGAAGAGCAGCAGCAGCAACAGCAGCUACCGGCAGACAUAGGAGAGGAUCAAAAGCCUGGCCAAGCGGAAGAUGGCACUGUGCUUGAUUGCAUCGAGACCGCAAUCCAACGACGGAUCGCGAAAGAAGAAAAGUUAGACUCCACCGAGAUCGAUCUAAAGCAUUGGCACACUUGGGUCUCGGACUUUCCGGUUGUGCAAAAUGAGAAACGCAAAGUCUGUACAUACUACGUUAGCAGGUGCAUCAACUACUACAGCAAGCGUUACCGUAACUCCAUUGGCGAAGGAUCGGUAGCUGCGAGUUCGUCGCCCACCGUCAACAAGUCACAAACCCCUUCGAGACGUAGCUCAGAAACAGACCCUUCCUCGGUGGACGGCGCGCAACCGAGUAGUCUAGGCCUUGAUGAUUCGAGAGAUACAAUUGAAAUCCCACUACCGAACAAUAAACCGCAACCUGUAGUUUUCGUGAAGAGGAACGGGCACACCAGCUACAUCCGCCCAGAGAUCGUCGAACGGUGCGGACUUGGAGGGAAUCCAACACCCCCAAGGCUCGUAAUCGACUUGCGGUUGACAACCAUCGUGAAUAAUCGCGGAAAGGUAUAUCGCGUUUCAGGAUGCUCGUUUCGGGUCAAGCCUGGCCUAGAGGCAGAUCUUGCCAUCGGGUGGGACCUUCAGGAGAAGCUCCAGCAGCAGUCCAGGCAUACAGAAUACAGUUACGAUAUGAACAAUUCGCUUGAAGACUCAGCGUCAAUCGAUGGGCGAGAAAAACCUACCUCCGUAACGGGUCGGAACGAGAAGACAUUCAGUCAUGCCGGAUCUAGUCGUCACAGUCCGACUGGACCGGCGACUUCGAAAGACUUUUUAGAUCUUGCCCACCGAAUUUUGGACAUGGACAUGGAACAGCGAAGCGGUGCAGACGUGAAUGUGCACCGAGACCAGCACAGGCACCACAGCCGUUAUGGGCGCCAGCAUUCGCCGUCGCCAGGGCCCUCAAGCGGCGGUCGACGCCACAGGCCGAGGGAACGGGGCCAUGACUCGGAACCAUCGACCGAGGCUCGGCCAAGUCGCCGAAGGCGUACCUGA
Neoarthrinium moseri is the source of this 1149-nucleotide messenger RNA. RefSeq lists its product as uncharacterized. The transcript is spliced from 3 exons. The record is from RefSeq and is a predicted model, not a curated record. Lineage: Eukaryota; Fungi; Ascomycota; Sordariomycetes; Amphisphaeriales; Apiosporaceae. The coding region runs from base 1 to 1149 and encodes 382 amino acids.